AAACAUGACCGAAGAAGGGUUGUCAAAUUCUGAUUUGGAAUUAAAAUUAGAUCAAAGCAAUGACCUAAUACAACUUCAAACUAAUUUUAACGAACUUCAAAUUAAAUUUAAUGAAGAGAGGGAAAAGAAUUUUAAUUUUGAAAAGAAAAUUACUUUUCUUGAGAAUGAUUUAAAAGAAAUGAAAGAGGUUUGGUUGAUUAGAUAA
Messenger RNA from Meloidogyne enterolobii, 205 nucleotides. NCBI's taxonomy places the organism in Eukaryota, Metazoa, Nematoda, Chromadorea, Rhabditida, Meloidogynidae. The record is from the annotation of a GenBank genome assembly.